GCCUUCGCUUCCAGCCUGGCUCUCCGCAGAGGCCAUCCAGGUCCCCUGGGGGCAGACUGGCCUUCAGCGCUGAUGGACAGGCAGUGGACACCGGGUUUCCACUUUCUCCCCUUCUCGGGUUUCAGGAACUGUUGGCGAGAGGAAGUGGAGGGGCUGUGGGAUGCGAGAGCCGAGGGCUGACUCCCGGACAGCGGAACCCUGAGAGCUGCCGACAGGCACGCGCCGGAGCAGCGCCCCCAGCAUGAGCAGCGCGGCCCCUGCGAAGAAGCCCUACCGCAAGGCUCCGCCCGAGCACCGGGAGUUACGGCCGGAAGUUCUUGGGGCCCGGCUCGAGCAAGAGGAGUCCCUGACCGACGCGGAGAGGAUGAGGCUCUUGCAGCAGGAGAACGAGGAGCUCCGCCGGCGCCUGGCCUCCGCCACCAGGCGCACCGAGGCCCUGGAGCGCGAGCUGGAGAUCGGGCAGGACUGCCUGCAGCUGGAGCUGGGCCAGAGCCGAGAGGAGCUGGACAAGUUCAAGGACAAGUUCCGCAGGCUGCAGAACAGCUACACGGCUUCGCAGCGCACCAACCAGGAGCUCGAGGACAAGCUGCACACGCUGAUCAAGAAGGCGGAGAUGGACCGGAAGACACUGGACUGGGAGAUUGUGGAGCUGACGAACAAGCUGCUGGACGCCAGGAACACCAUCAACAAACUGGAGGAGCUCAAUGAGCGGUACCGGCUGGACUGCAACCUGGCCGUGCAGCUGCUCAAGUGCAACAAGUCCCACUUCCGGAACCACAAGUUCGCCGAUCUGCCCUGCGAGCUGCAGGACAUGGUCCGGAAGCAUCUGCACACGGGCCAGGAGGCGGCCAGCCCGGGCCCCGCCAGCAGCCCGGCCCCGGGGGCCGUGGUGCCCACGUCGGUCAUUGCCCGGGUGCUGGAGAAGCCCGAGUCGCUGCUGCUCAACUCGGCCCAGUCGGGCAGCGCGGGGCAGCCCUUGGCCGAGGACGUCUUUGUGCACGUGGACAUGAGCGGGGGCGCCCCGGGGGACCCAGCCUCGCCCCCCGCCCCCGGCAGCCCCGCCCCCCAGCCCAAUGGGGAGUGCCGGUCCCUGGGCCCCGCCGCGGGGUCCUCGGAGGAGGAGCUGCCCGUGCCCGCCUGUGAGAAGCUGAGCCCCUACCCGACCCCGACCCCGCCGCACCCGCUGUACCCCGGCCGCAAGGUGAUCGAGUUCUCCGAGGAGAAGGUGCGCGUCCCCCGCAACAGCCCGCUGCCCAACUGCACUUACGCCACGCGCCAGGCCAUCUCCCUGAGCCUGGUGGGCGACGGCGCGGAGCAGGCCCGGCCCGGCCCGGGGCCCAGCAGCGGCCCCGCCUCGGCCCAGUCCUCGCCCCACCACCAGCCCAGCCCCGGCCCUGCCGCGCUCAGCGCGCCGGCCAGCUCGGCCAGCUCCGAGGAGGACCUGCUGGCCAGCUGGCAGCGCGCCUUUGUGGACCGCGCCCCGCCGCCGGCCGCCCUGGCCCAGCGCACCGCCUUCGGCCGGGACGCGCUUCCCGAGCUGCAGCGCCACUUCGCCCUCGGCCCUGCCGCCGGGGACGAGGGGGUGGACGCGGGGGUGGACGCGGCUCCCCCGCCCCCCGGGACGGGGCUUUCGCCGCGGACACAGACCCCGGCCCCCGGCCUCCCCGGGGAGGACGACGCGGAGGAGCUGAACCUGCCCGUGAGCCCCGAGGAGGAGCGCCAGAGCCUGCUGGCCAGUGACGGGCGCGGGGACGCUGACCAGGGCCCGGGUGCCGCCCCUGCUGACACCCCGGCCUGGCUGCGCCCCGGCUCCAGCCGCCGCCCGCGCAGCCCCAAAAGGAUGGGCGUGCACCACCUGCACCGCAAGGACAGCCUGACCCAGGCCCAGGAGCAGGGCAACCUGCUCAACUAGUGCUCGCGGCCGCGU
Messenger RNA from Sorex fumeus (smoky shrew), 1927 nucleotides. It is a transcript of the gene TJAP1, whose product is annotated as tight junction associated protein 1. The record is from RefSeq and is a predicted model, not a curated record. Gene Ontology annotation, cellular component: trans-Golgi network. NCBI's taxonomy places the organism in Eukaryota, Metazoa, Chordata, Mammalia, Eulipotyphla, Soricidae. The coding region runs from base 242 to 1912 and encodes 556 amino acids. The transcript has 8 exons. Gene Ontology annotation, biological process: Golgi organization.